GGCUCCAAUAUCCGCCGCGCCGCCGAAGAUUAAGAAAAGAGAAAGAGCUCUUGGUCCAUUUAUUCAGUUCUGUUGCCUUUGGAUUGUCUCCUGCAGCAGAUCCUUUAAGAACUAGUGUCUACAGCUAACUGCCAAGGACUACUCUAGCUAGAGAUGGGAGGAACUGGCUCACUAGGAACAUGUGCCAAUAUAUUUAGAGUCCUCUUUGUUUUUGCCAACAUCAUUUACAUGUGUUUGGGUUUGGUCGCCAUUGGUUUUGGCUCAUAUAGUCUGGUAGAGUCAGAGACAUACAGUUUUGUGACUGGCAAUAAUGCGGCCAAUGGAGCAGCUGUCCUGAUAACAGUUGGGUGCAUUAUAUUCCUAGUGGGAGGGAUAGGGACUCUGGGGGCUAUAUUCAGAUGGAGACCACUUCUCAUAAUAUAUGCAGUGAUAUGGACCGUUGCUGUGUUGAUUGAAGUGGCUGGGGCCAUUGCUAGUUUCUAUUACAGUGCUAAUGUGACAGAUGGAGCAAAGGAGCAGUACAGGAGGGGCUGGACUGAAGCUAUCGAGGAGUAUGACGAAAAGGAAGAGGCCAAGAACAUUGUGGAUCUAUUUCAAUCUCGAUAUGAUUGCUGCGGACUUGAUUCUGCUCAAGACUGGCCAGAUUUUGCCAACAGCUCUCUCCCAAUGUCCUGCCUUUGUAACAAUAUUGGAACCGGAAACUGUGCCUAUGUGACAAUCGUACUUGAAGGAAAUAGUACUACCCUGGCUGCUUAUGACGAGGGUUGCUAUGAUGCUACUGUGCGUUUUAUUCAACGCAUACAACUAGCUUUAGGAAUCACUGGAAUUGUCUUAGCCAUAUUUGAAGUCCUUGGUAUAAUUGUUGCCAUUGGUUUGUGUUGUUGCAUUACAAAUGCAAGAGGAAGCUAUGAAGUUACUAAUACAGCAGCAAUGGGAGGAGAAGAAAAGGGAAGAGACCUUUCAACCUGUGGAAAGAUAUUGCGUGUGAUAUUUGUCAUCAUCAAUGCUCUGGCAACACUCAUGGGUAUUGGUACUUUAGCUGUUGGUAUAUACAGUCUUGUGGCCAACAGAAAAUAUGAGUUUAUAACAGGAAAUGAUCAUGUUGCUUCUGCAACUUUAUUGAUAAUAGUUGGUACUGGUAUCACACUGGUGGCUCUAGCUGGUAUAGUAGGAGCUGUAUUGAGGAAAAGGUUCCUCCUCAUCAUUUAUAUUGCUGUCUGGGUUGUUGUCAUCAUUCUUGAGAUUGUUGCUGUGGCCUUCAGUUUUGUUUACAGCGAAAAUGUAACAGAAAAUGUAGAGAACCGCUACAGGGAUGGCUGGGAGAAGGCUAUCAAGGAAUAUACAACUGAUACAGCUGCUAAAGAUGCUGUUGAUACCAUCCAAAAGAAUGGUAAAUGUUGCGGUCUGAACAAUGCCACAGAUUGGGUUGAGCUUAAUUCUACUUAUUUCAAUGAACGCUUGUCUCUACCAGAUUCAUGUAAAUGUGAAUCAGGAAGUGAAUAUUGUACUAACUUCACUUUGGAGUUUGAUGAUCAAGAAUAUCCUCAAACUGAUCAUUAUGAAAGGGGUUGCUAUGACUCUACAGUUGAUCUGUUCCAGUACGUCCAGCGAGUUUCAGCAAUUGUUGGGGUUGUCUUUGUAGCUAUUGAGCUGAUUGCUGUCCUCCUUGCUGCUGGAGUACUUUAUUUUAUCUGCAAAGCUGAAAAGAAAUAUGAAUCUGUUUAAAUGAUGACAUUAAUAAGAAUUAAUGAUAAUAAUAGCUGAUGAUCCUACCCUUAUUACUUUAUGCUGCUGAAUCUUAAUUUUCCUAAAAUAAAAAAUUUAAGAAAA
Amphimedon queenslandica is the source of this 1830-nucleotide messenger RNA. RefSeq lists its product as uncharacterized. Gene Ontology annotation, cellular component: plasma membrane. Bases 154 to 1725 code for a protein of 523 amino acids. The transcript is spliced from 13 exons. Lineage: Eukaryota; Metazoa; Porifera; Demospongiae; Haplosclerida; Niphatidae. The record is from RefSeq and is a predicted model, not a curated record.